Molecule: messenger RNA, 384 nt
Organism: Phytophthora infestans T30-4
Lineage: Eukaryota; Oomycota; Peronosporomycetes; Peronosporales; Peronosporaceae
Exons: 3
Coding region: 1-384 (127 amino acids)
Source: RefSeq, a predicted model, not a curated record
AUGGUACUCGUUGAUGUGUAUCUCGUUACCGAUCGAAGGUUUUCAACUGCGUCAACAGGAUCGCUUUAUGUAACUUUGUUUGAUGAAGAGAAAGUUGUGCUGAAAAAGACAGAACUGUCGAAUGAAAUUCUCCGGAAGAAGAUUUCCAAGGUGACGCUUCCAUUGGAUAAUCAAGCGGAAGUCAAGACUGUCAAGAUUGAAGCUACUGCUAGCAUAUCCCUUCGGAUAUUCGAAGUGCAGACCGCAGUGAAUGACUUGCCACCUACGAUAUUUUCACCUCCUACACCUGGAUCGAUUUCAUUCGUGGGUAAUGAAGCCGCAGUAAAUUCUGGGAUCGUGUCACUGGAUUUUGUUCCUGCGACUAAGGUUUUAAAUGGUCAGUAG